AUGGAUGAGUAUUUCACAAAACUGGUUUCAUUGAUCAAAUUCAGUGAUACAAUUCCUGGUAUUAACACAAUUCUGUCCAGUGACGAUCAGGAAGAUGUCAAUUAUUUCCUACCACGAGAAAGGCACGUUGACCUACAAAUGGUUUCGGAACAUCAGUUGAUUGCUCGAAUUCAACGUUAUUUGUUAACUUUGACGAAUGCGACCGAAAUUCGAACAUGGACUGGUGAGAUUAAUACAAUGCUAAAAGAAACGAUUCUGCCGCAAAUGAGAAACGAUUCCAUCCUGGUCGAACAAACUAUUUAUGAUGAGCUUACCAAAAUCGCACAAUUAAAAGUUGGCUUUCGACGAAAAUCAGCAAAGGUUAAUCAAUUGACAGCGCCGCAGAGAGGUGAACCCCCUAAACGUAGAACUUCACCUUUACCAAGUCGACUAGCAGGAGCUGUUCGAGAUUCAAACAAAGUGGAUAUUUCGCAGGCGACGGUCGUUGAUAUUUUUUCAAGAUUUGCCAAACAUUCGUUGACCUUAAGAGACAUUCUACCCGUUGUGAACCUACUCUUGUUCGAUACUCAACAUCGCUAUGACGUUCAACAAUAUAUCAAAGAACUAAACACUCAUCAGGAGAGAACUAAAGAGGAAUGGAAAAAUCGAAGUCAGCUAGAAUGGAUUGCUAGUGGCAAUAACACAGUGAAUGCAGCUUCAGAUAAAGUAUUUUGGAAUCCAAUAGCCUAUCUAUUAUCAGUUAGUGCAUAUCCUAGUAACAAACUGAUGAUUCUGAAUAAAAAAGUAUUCACCGGUCAAUAUGUAGCAGCUGUUAUUAUGGGUCAUAUCGAUAUUUAUCAUAAUUUGCAUGCGGACAAACAGUACCAAUCGGGUAAUCUCAAUAGUUCCCUUUUCUUUCAUUUUCAUCCCGAUACAUUUCGACAAUUAUUCCAUUUAAUCGAACAACUUGUGCACAAGAAAGAUACAUUUACAAAUGCAAAUUUAAAAUUCAUGUUAAAUAUGUGCUUAAGAUUAUUUACUAUUCAUUUGAAGUAUUUAUCGAUAUUAUCUCGAGACGACGAUUGGAUUUCGAUGACUGACAGUAAUGAAAACGAUUGGAAUGACUAUCCUACUGAUGAAGUAUGGCAAACUUGGUACGAUUUAUUGUUUUUAUUGACAACAAAUGAAUUUCAAAAUACUAUCCAUGCCCGACAAGCAAUGAAAGCAAUAGUUUAUAUUCUUGAAAAAAGAAUUCCGCUGUUUUCUGACAGAUUAUCCUAUAUGUUUCAGUGCAUCGAGGAGAACAAAUGUUCCGCUGUUACCGUUGAAUUUUCAAGUGCAUUGGCACGUGAUGCAAAUAUAAUUACUUGGAUUGAUAUUCUAUCGAACGAGAGUGUCAAGACAAAUCAAGGUUGGUUCAUCUUAGAAUCAUUUAUUGUUCAUUACCAUCAGUCAUCAGCGUCGGUACAACGAAUUGCAGAACGAUUCCAACAGUUACUCUUCGCGCAACUUAUGAAAGGGAAUGUGUCGAUUUUACCUAUAUUCAUUCGGUAUAUGACACUGAUAUUCAACCAAGAUAUAACGAAACAACAUCUAAUGAAAUCUUUUCUCAUGGGUUUAAGUUUCCUGACUGUAACUAAAGAUCAAAAUUGUUCGGUGACAUUUUUUAUUCAUAUAUUACCGAUACUAGUUGAUUUUAUUCUGAUAUAUAGUACUACAGAAGUAAUCGAUAAUGGUCAAUUUUACUACUUAGCUUGGUUGCUAGGACAAAUCAGUCAUCGACUAAUUACAGAUCAGCUUAUACAGCCACUAGAAAUCAAAUAUGCGGAGAUAUUAAAACUGCCUCUGUUUUCUUCCGGACGUGAAUCUAACACGAUGAAUGAUAUGUUGUUUCAAUCAAACAUGGCUUUCUAUAGUCACCUCAAGCCAGUCGAUUAUAUCGAGCAGACUCCGACUGACGAUCGAGAAUUUCUGCUAUCUGUGUACAACAAUAUCGAUCAGGGUGCGCAGUUACUAUCGAAAAUGCGAGCUUUCAGCAAAAAUAAACAACGUCCUGUACAGAAAUCUAUUGAGCAACAAGUUAAUGAUGCGUGUGCUCAUCUCUUUGCCGUCUAUCUCAAACAUUAUCGUCGAGUUAAUCUAGCAAAGGAAGAACUCACUCGUGAUAACACCAGCCAACCACACGAAAAACUGCUCUCUUUGUUCGAAUAUGCCAAUCGUAUUCAAACGACGUUUGCUACACUGCGUGGUCAAGGUGGUAAUUGUCAAGAACUCUAUGAACAAAUACGAAGAAGGACUCUCUUUCUUGUGUCUUUCGUUAGAGCAAGUCAUUGGAUUUCCGCUGCUGUCGAUUCUAUGCCGAAGACGAUGGGAGAUGUUCGACAACGAUCUUCAAGUAAUUCUUCUCGAUUACUCCGACAGACGUUCAAUGCUUGCACACGAUUUAAAAAGCUCAUCAAAACGAGCAAGAAACGUAUUGAUCCGAUGAGAGAUCGGGAAGAAGUUUUGCAUCACUCGAUCGUCAGCUGUGUCUAUGGAGAGCAAAAUCAAUGGAAUUCAGAAGAACUUCUUCAAUGUAUGUCGUACCAACAUGAACGAGCCAUGUUUCGAUGGGUAACAUACCGAUUUAUUUAUGAAUUUCUUUCGAAAUUUAUUAAAAUUGAAGAAAAGAAUCGAAUGAUGAGCUUUUUAGCUAUCCUUGUACCGCAUCUUAGAGGUAUGGAUAAUGAAUGGUCUUAUCUGGAAAAUAUUCCAUCAGCUAAUAGUCGGUGGAAAGAACAGAUCGGAAAAGUUUAUUACUCUAUUGUACAAUUGCUCCUGUCGCAUUUACCGGAAAGCGAUACAAAAACAGCGAUUUUGAUAUUUCAUCUGUUGAAUUUACCUUAUACUACCGAUGAUAUCGGAUAUUUACACCAGUACGAAUUUCCCCAACACUUAUUCACAUCGUUUGUUACUGCAAACAAUCAAUCUGUUGCGUUUGAAACUAAAUGUCUCGGUUAUCAAUGGUUUCGUUUGUAUGUUUUACAGCUAUGGCGACACGUCACCAAUAAGGAAAAUAUGCAUGAAUUGUCCGAGGAAAAAUGGAUCUUUGAUGAGCUGAAGAAUUUAUUUAUCAUCGAACAAAAUCUAGUAUCCAGCAUUUCAUUUCGAUAUGUCGCACUCGGCUCAGUUCAAAUCGGUACAGUACAAAAUAAUGGAAUAGUCAAGCACGAAACCAAUCAGUACUUAAUGUUACUACUGCGAUGCGUAACAAUGUAUGAACAUGUUCGGAAUCAUUGUGCUACGCUCGAAUAUUUUGAACAGCUAUUAAAUAUGUAUCGUAAUAGUACAAACCUUAUCACAAUUCUUUUAGUACUGAAAAUUAUACGUCAAAUUUUGUUCUCGUUAUCUGAAGAACAGAUCAUUACUCCAGUAAAGAACUUCCUCGAAGAGAUCUUUUCGACGAUUAGUGACAAUAUUCGAUCGAAAGAGAAAUCCUUCGAGAUCACCACUGAAUUGAUUUAUAUCUACCGAAUAAUCAUUUCCACUGCAUCCCCAUGGCAACAAAAUGCUAUCGAACAGGUCAUUAAUGUUAUCAUUUCGAGUCAUAAUUCUUUCCAUUCCAAUGAUACGAAGCAACUCAACGAUCUACUUGCAUGUCUGAGCAUUUUAGGCGGAUACAUCCAUUCGUUUGGCAUUGGCUCGAUCGUUCAGAUCUAUGUCGGAGAUCAAUUUGACCAAGAGACUCAAUUGGGUGUUGUCUUAGAGAUUCACUCGAAGAGUGCUUUACCUUACCUGGUUCAAUACUGUCGGACCAAUGAAACCAUUUGGGUUACAGUUGAUCAAUUGCGUAUUGAGCUCGACGUUCUGCCACCUCAUCUACUCGAUUUGCCGGUUGAUCGUGCAACUAUUGGGAAGGUUUUCGACGCUAUCAUUUACUUUAUCGAACUUGAUGAAUCACUUUUUGAUCCUGUUCUUAUUUUACUACUCAAACGUCGAUCUAUCUGUGCUUUAUAUCGAUCGUUGUUGACCAGUAAAAAAUUGCUGGAAAUCUUCAUGGACAAACCGUAUGCAUCAGUCAUUGCCAAACUUUCCAUGACAGCGCUGUCAAAUAUACAUCGAUUACAACCGACUGAUAUGCGUCUAUUAAACAAACGACAUCUGGAACAAUACUGUCUCAGUUUGGAUCGAUGUGAACGUAUGCAACAAAUCGUCAAUGAUGCAACACAAGCACGACAAGACGAGCUAGGACUACAUGUUUGGCAUAGUUCUCCGUUUACGAAUAACUUUACAAGGACGAAUAUUCCUUACAGUGAUCUGAAUAGCACGCAAUGGGCACCGGCAGGAUCGAAACAGUAUGUCGAAGACUUCACACGUGGUCGAAUUGGCAAUGAGGAAAUUCGUAUUGUACCAAUGGCAUCAGAGAUUGCUGGUCAAUGGUUCUUAGAAGAAUGUGGAAUCAAGCAUCGAUUUCCUGGUCGGACUUAUCUAGUUAAUGAAUAUGGCAAUAGUGCAAUGGCUACUUUUAUUGUAGACACCUUACGCUUGAGUCAGGGCAAAUGGUAUUUCUGUGUACGUCUUCUCGAAAGUCAAUUCAUACGCAUCGGAUGGGCAACAGAUGGUUUCAAUCCUAGUAAUACCAAUGGAAUUGGUCAAGAUCGAUAUUCAUGGUCUUUUAAUGGAUCUCAAUCAAUGUUAUACAAUCAAAUCGAAUCUCCAUUCAUUACAAAUAACAUUUCUUGGAAUACUCAUGAUGUUUGCGGGUGUGGAAUUGAAAUCAAUGGCAUCAAUACACGAAUCAAUUACUGGUUGAAUGGGCACUUUUUAGGGACGGCUUUUGCUCAUAAUUUUCCCAUCGGCCCGACAGAUACAAUAUGCGACAUGCUACCUAAUACGUCUGAAACGACCUACUACCCAGGUGUUACACUACAAAUGAAUGAUACCACCCUUCUAAGUUCUUGCGAAUGGAUUUUUAGUCCCGAAGAUAUGAACGAAUGCCCAUUGCCGGAGGGCUAUAAACCGUUGAUAGUACCAACUGUACAUACUGUAGUGAGGUAUCCCGUCAAUGCUUAUAUACUAAGCAUUAAUGAUCAAGAUAAUCUUUAUCAAUCACGUACUACGUCGACGAACAUGUUCCUACGUGAUUUUGUCAGCGAACGUCACCUACAAAUAGAAUAUCCUAUCAAAAGCGGUGGUCUGAUAUUAUCUAAAGAAACUAAUGGGCUUCCAUUCGAAAUUGUUCAAUCUGAUUCAUGGACAUUGAGUUUCGAUUUUAAACUUUCAUCUGAUGUUUCUCAAGAACAGAUCUGCCUCUUUUCACUUGAACCUGUAUUGUCUGUAAAGUUGCCAAUCGAAAAGGUUAAGCGGAGCACUCGCAUAGCCAUUAUAUUCUCUGCAAAGGACCAAUCAGUUACGACGUAUAUCAAUCAUGAAUGCAAGUCAUCGACAGUUUCUAUGACUGCUCCAUUCACACUUCAUAUACUGCCGGCAAUUGCUGCAACAGUUCAAAAUCUUGCCUUCUGGGACGAAGCUCUACUGGAAGAAGAUAUCCAUAAUCUCUUCGAUUCAGGUUUAGCUCAUAUCAUUGUUGAUCAUUAUCGAUUAUCGAAAUAUAAGAAAUUAGCAAAUACAUGGACGUUUAAAGCUAAACAACAAAACUUUUCCGAUGGAUCACUCGUAGCUUUGCACGAACCAUUUACGAAUGAAAAGUGGAAGCAGACGAAAGUUGAAGCAGAAAAGGAUGAAUGGAAAUAUUUCAAAACGAUCGAUGGAACUGACUGUUCUAUUUUACAGUUGUACGGAAAUACAACGUAUCUUGUCCUGGAUAAAUCAGUUCAUCCAACGGAAGGAUACACGUUAAUUGUCGACAUUAGAAUUAAUCACUUACCAGCAGAAAACGAACAGCUGACAUUGAUUACUUUGAAUACAUACACAAGCAUCUAUUUAUCACACGAAGGACGACUGUGUGCCACAUCAAGUAAGAUAGAAAGCCAUUCGUCGUUGAAACUAAAUCAAUACGUACGCCUUAUGAUAACUGCUGGAAGUUCAUCAUUGAAAUUGUAUAUUGAUGGUGAGCUGUAUUUUGACACGAAUCUCAGUAAACAAGAACUGACGAUCAAUGGCGAUCAUAUUGAUCUAUUUCACGAGCAAGAUUUAACUAAGAAUACUACACAGGAAGAUGUUCUUCGUGUCGAAUGUAAGUCGAUUACUUAUCUAGCAAAAUGUCUUUCCAAUAUACAAGAUGAUCUUAAAUCUCCAAACCAUUCAUUAGAGUAUUUGGUUGCAUUGCCUUAUUCUGCAAUCUCUCCAAGUUUACUGCUCGGUGGAUAUGAGAAAUCAUUGAUCAAAUCCGUACAUAAACAGCAUCCAACAAAGAAUAUAUACCAGAUCGAACAGAUUGUUCGUGAACAGCAGAAACUAGCGAUGAUCGCGACACGGAACGACCAACUUCGACGUCAACACGAUCUCCUAGCAAAAGUGAAUCCGUCGAUUGACACAGCUAAACUCAAAAAUCUUCUACCAUUCUCGAGCUUUGAUACCGAUGAAAAGAUUAUCACGCUAGGUGCCAUGUUAUUCGAUCACUGGAAUACUCUGAAACUAUCGCGUUCAUCAUUUUCUUCUGACAAAGACUGGUUUGACCAAACUGUGCAUCACUUAGAUAUAGGCAAGAAAUUCAAUGAAUGGUAUUCUGAUAAAACUGCAUCUAUUGUUGAAGAAAGUGAUUAUAUUCAUCGAUUAUUCGAUAUCAAUCGAAUUUCAUGCGAACCAACGCCCGUUACAUUCAGCGACCAAUGGAGAAAUACUGAUUAUAGUCAUGAAAACAUUCCUCGUUCACAAUUCAUAGCUGCACGUAUCGCAUGCGAACACGGCUUGAUUUCAAUGUAUGCCCAUUACACCAUCUUGGCUAUGUUAAAUGUGUGGUCUACAGGCGGAUCAACUUUAUUUCCAUUGGAGAAAUUCGGAGAUUUCACAUUUCUGUUAACACUAUUUCGACUGUUAGAUUAUCAUUAUCACAAUACUCGAUUACAUACUGAUGAGAGUAUUGAUCGGAUGGCUUUGUUAAUCAAAACAGUUCUCAAUGGAGAAUUCAAUGAACUACUUAAACAUGAAUCGAUUUCAGUUGAAGCACUGCUGAACAAAGCUCCAUUUCUUUACCAACUACAAAAGAGCAUCGUUGUGCAAAUGCUUCAAUUGAUUGCUAACCCAUCGCUAUUGAUUGGCGACACUCAGUCGAUGAAGAUGAUCCAAAAACCUGAUAUACAAUUUAUUCUCAAACUAUUCACUCUGUUCCUCUCAUCGGUCGUCGAGCCAACUACGAGAAAACAGACUGAUAUUGAGUUUUUACUUCCCCUCGUCUUUCCAGAGAUUUGUAUCGAACACUUAUUCGAUUUAUUUCUUCUCUGUUCAACACAUCGAACAAAAAUUGCGAUUGUUCGUCUUUUUUCUACGUUGAUUCAUAGAAGUACCAAACUGCACUUUAGCAAACGUAUUCGACACUUCUUCUGUCAUCUAUGUCCUCAAUUAUUACCUGAUUCGACUUCCAUAGCAAGUUACUCAAUGAAAACAUUUCAAACAGCAGCUUUGGAUUUCGUUUAUCUGUUAUACGAAAAAUACAAGAAAGAGUCUUUAAAUUCAGACUUGUCUCGAGUCUUUCAAUCUUUACACGAUCUGAUCACCUUUGUUAAUACCCUUAACGCAUUAACUGAUCGAACGAAACAGAUUUCAUUUCCAGAAUUGUUCAUCCUUCAAUCGACAGUUGCUCUUGAUGGUAGUAUUCAAUUCACUCGGGAAGAACUAGAGAAAUCUCACCAUUAUUUUGACACAAUAGCCGAUCAUCAAUUAAUAGAUUUUCUCAAUCAGCAUCUAUUAACAGGUGUAUCAUUCGCAGCACUCAUCGCUGAUCUACCAUCAGAGAACACAUCGAGUGCAAAGCAUUAUCAAAAUUUUCCAUCGUUAUGGCACAUACCGACUCAUUGUAUUCAAACGCGCGUUAGAUUCUUCUGGUUGUUUAACUUAUUCGUUGAAAAGCUCGUUUCCAUUGUGGACCUGAGUAUACCAUUCGGACAAAGUUUUCUUACGGACAAAAUCCGCUCGUCUCGAGACUAUAUUCUACACAAGACCAAAUCUCAACUAUUAGAAACAUCUUUAGCUGUCACGGCAGCAUCCUCAGAUGACAGUAUGCCCUCAGUGAAUUUCAAUACUAUCCCAGCAAAUGCGGUGACCGCCGCCAAAACGAUGUUUCAGCAAGCAUAUGAGCAACUACAUUCGAACGGUCAUAUUCUUUUUCGACGACCGAAUGAACGUCUUUGGCGAGCACAGUAUAUUGGUAUGCAUAGUACAGAUCAAGGUGGUCCCUAUCGAGAUUCGAUUACAUGUAUUUGUGCAGACAUCUGUAGCAAUCGAGUAGCAUUAUUUAUUUUGUGUCCCAAUGGACGCAUGAACGAUGGUUUAAAUCGUGACCGUUGGAUUCCAUACGUUUAUCCUCCGAAUGAACCGAUUCCAAAUAUAAUUAAGAAACAGUAUCGAUUCGUUGGUCAAAUGAUGGGCAUGGCGAUACGAAAACAAUUCUAUUUGGAUUUGAAAUUUGCUGGUUUAGUAUGGAAACAGUUGGUAAGAGAUGAAGUAAUCCUGGAAGAUAUCACGGCAAUCGACAUACAGAGCUUCACUCUCGUCAAUGAAAUGGAAAAUAAUCUUUGCUCGAUGGAUGAAUCUAUGAAUACGGAAUACGAUGAGAUGUUGACCAGUAUUUUGGAUGAUCUGAAAUUCGAAGCGAUGAGUGCCGAUGGUCAAACAUACGAACUAAUACCUGGUGGACGUAAUAUAUCAGUUACUGCGGAAAAUCUACGAGAAUAUUGUUCGAACUAUCGUCAAUAUCGUUUGCAAGAAUUUUCUCGACAAAUCGAAUACAUUCGACAAGGAUUAUACAGUGUUGUGCCUGGUUAUUACUUGAGUUUAUAUACUGCUCGUGAAUUAGAAGAAGCUGUUUGCGGGAAAGGUGAAAUUGACGUCGAAUUGUUAAAACGAAACACGAACUACGGCGGUGAUUAUGAAGAAAAUUCGCCGUGCAUACAACGCUUUUGGACAGUACUCAAAACGAAAUUCACCGAAGAACAAAAGAAGUUAUUUUUGAAAUUUGUUUGGGGCCGAUCUUCAUUACCUAAUCAAGAUAGUGGUUUUACAUCAAAGUUUGUCAUCGAUGUUCUAAGAGUUACUGACGGUUCCGUCAAUGGAGCACUUCCAAGAGCACAUACAUGCAGCUUUACAUUGGAUCUACCUGAGUAUUCGUCGGUAGACGUAAUGUAUGAUCGGUUGAAUUAUGCUAUUACAAACUGUUCCUCUAUCGAUGGGGAUGGGUCCAUGAACUAG
Messenger RNA from Adineta ricciae, 9324 nucleotides. The record is from the annotation of a GenBank genome assembly. NCBI's taxonomy places the organism in Eukaryota, Metazoa, Rotifera, Eurotatoria, Adinetida, Adinetidae.